AUGUCUGCAAAACAUCUUAUAACUAAAUCUGAUUACAAAAAAUUUCUUUCUGAAUUUGAUACAUUUCUUUUCGAUUGUGAUGGUGUUUUAUGGAAAGGUACAAAGUUAUUGCCAAAUGUUCAACAAACAUUAAACUUUAUACGAUUAAAAGGAAAAAGUAUCGCAUUUGUCACAAAUAAUUCAUCAAAUCCAAGAGAGGAAUAUCAAAAAAAAUUUAUGGAAUUAGGACUUGAUGUAAAAUUAGAUGAAAUAUUUAAUUCAUCAUAUUCUGCAGCUCUGUAUUUAAAAAAUGUUGUCAAAUUUCCUAAGGAGAAGAAAAUUUACAUUAUUGGAGAAGAAGGUCUUGAAAAGGAAUUAGAUAGACAAGGAAUAAAAUAUAUAGGAGGAACUGAUCCUUCUGAAAGAAGAGAUAUAAAAACAGAAGAUUUUGAAGAUCUCAAUUUAGAUCCAUCAGUUGGGGCAGUUUUAUGUGGCCUUGAUUUACAUAUAAAUUAUCUAAAAUAUUCUAAAGCUCUUGGAUAUCUUCAAAACGAAAAUGUAUUAUUUCUUAUAACUAACUCUGAUUCUACAUAUCCUGCUUCCGGAGGAUUAUUCCCUGGAGCAGGAUCAUGCUCAGCUCCUCUCUUAAAUGCAUCAGGAAGAGAGGCAAUAUUCCUAGGGAAGCCGAAUCCAGAAAUGCUUCAAGCAAUUGAAUCUAAAUUUAAAUUUGACAAGUCUAAAACAUGUUUUAUUGGAGAUAGGAUUGACACAGAUAUAUUAUUUGCAAAAAAUUCAGGUAUUAAAAGCUGUUUAGUACUUACAGGGAUAAGCAAAGAUGUUAUAUUAAAAAACACAUCGAAUAUUAUGCCCGAUUAUUAUAUGGAAAUGUUGGGUAAUCUUCUUAAUGCUGAUGAUAUAUAA
Molecule: messenger RNA, 900 nt
Organism: Pneumocystis carinii B80
Lineage: Eukaryota; Fungi; Ascomycota; Pneumocystomycetes; Pneumocystales; Pneumocystaceae
Exons: 6
Coding region: 1-900 (299 amino acids)
Molecular function (GO): phosphoglycolate phosphatase activity; alkaline phosphatase activity
Source: RefSeq, a predicted model, not a curated record